Molecule: messenger RNA, 1550 nt
Organism: Sebastes umbrosus (honeycomb rockfish)
Lineage: Eukaryota; Metazoa; Chordata; Actinopteri; Perciformes; Sebastidae
Gene: acer1
Product: alkaline ceramidase 1
Exons: 7
Coding region: 331-1158 (275 amino acids)
Biological process (GO): ceramide metabolic process
Cellular component (GO): membrane
Molecular function (GO): hydrolase activity, acting on carbon-nitrogen (but not peptide) bonds, in linear amides
Source: RefSeq, a predicted model, not a curated record
AAUAAUAAGUUAUAUUACAUUUACAUUACAAUUAUAUUUACAUUACAAUUAAUAUUACCUAACUUUAAAGUGUUUCUACAAUAUUUAUCUUUAGGACAGAGUCUCCCUUUAAAUGCCCAAAUGUAAUGGUUGGGAGGUGAGUUCAUUCCAGACAUUCUCCCUGGGUGACAUAUUGGCUCAGAGACGUGAAACCGUUUAGCAUGCUCAUUAGUGACGUCACAGUCUCGUGCAACAGGCUCGGGAGCUUUUCGAUGCACCUGUUAUAGCACCUGGAGCAAGAGCAGAGCAGCACUGACUGGACUGGAGACUGGGACAGUAAGCAGCAGCAGCAUGGGAGGUGUUUACUCUAGUGAAAUGAUGGCAGGAGCUUUUUCCUAUGAGAGUUCAGAACUCGACUGGUGUGAAGACAACUACAGACACUCUGAACAUGUCGUGGAGUACUUCAACACAAUUAGCAGCUUUUUUUUCUUCAUUAUAUCUCCCAUCAUGCUCUACCUUCUGCACCCUUACGCCAAAGAGAGGAAUCUGGCAAUUCACAUUGUCUGGACCAUGAUGAUAUUUGUAGGGCUUUUCUCGGCGUACUUCCACAUGACCCUUAGUUUCGUCGGCCAGAUGUUGGAUGAGCUGUCCAUCCUGUGGGUGUUGGCGAUGGGAUAUUCUCUCUGGUUCCCCCGCAGACUCUUCCCUUCUUUUAUAAAAGACAGGUCCACAUUUUCAAGCCUCGUCCUGGUGAUUACUGUCAUCUCCACAUUGUCGUCAUUCGUCAAACCUACAGCCAAUGCCUACGCUUUAAACUGCUUUGGCCUCCACAUGCUUUACGUUCUAGCUGUCGAGAUGAGAUGCUGCACUGACCAGAAGGCUCUGCGACUGGCCAAGCUGUCGGUGGCUCUCUGGGUGCUCGCUAUCUCCUGCUGGAUUAGUGACCGUUUUGGCUGCAGCUUCUGGCAGAGGCUAAACUUCUGCUACCUGCAUGGUAUCUGGCACAUUCUGAUUGUGAUAGCUGUGGCCUAUGCCAGCACCCUGAUAGCUUACCUGGAUGCCAACUAUGAGAUACCCUACUCUCUGCCUGGACUGCAGUACUGGCCCUGUGAUAAAUGGGCUGUUGGAUUACCUCACAUUGUCCUGAAGGGCACUACCAAAACACAGAAACGGUGCUAACAAAGUUAAAGUCAUUUUAACAUCUGUAACCACCUUCUUACCUUAAAGGGCGAGUCAAUUAUUAUUAUUAUUUUUAGCUUUUUAUAUCAUUCUUUAGCUUUACAGUGGUGUUCCUUAUAUAUUCAAAUCCAAACAUUCAAAUUUUGGUCAAAGUACGUAUGUUUUAGUGUCAAAAUGCUAUUUUGCCAAGCCCAUCUAAAAACUUUUAUCCUACGUGACCUAUCGUAGGUUUCUACAUGAUUACGCUGCUAUAUGUACAGUAUACUGUAUAUACAUACUUAUAGUCAGUGUAGUAAUGUUACAUGCAGUAACUUAGAUGGCAUUCGGCAGGCUCCCAGUUUGGAGAAGCAGACAGGAGAACGAGCACAGAAGCAAAGCAAUGUACUGCUGUG